CCCCCCACACAUCGCGCGUGGCUUCUGUAGGAAGUGGGAGCUUCUUUCGCCCAUCUUACGCGUUUUCCGUUGGGAAAAUGGGCACCGGCUGUCAUUUCGUUGAUAAGUGUUGAUAAAAAAAUCGUUAGAAAGAGAAACAAAAUAUUAAUUUUGAAUCGAGCCGUAAUGAAAUUAUAUAACGCGAUAAUCGUUUAGUAGAUUGACGCCAGUAGUGUCUAUGCAUUGCACUAAGAACGAUGCCUUUACAGUGCCAUGAAAAUCUAUGUUGCCUCACUGUUUACAGUUUUUAUUUUUCGUGAAAUGCAAAGGAAGUAGCGCAUUUUACGUGAAAAUACGCAUUUCUUAUAUAUUUAUUUGUCUUGGGGUGGGGGGUGAAGUUCGUGACUGCAGCUGACAGUUUUCCCGUCACGUCGCACAUAUCGAGGACUCCAAUCUUUGGUCCUACACAUCGCCACUCGUAUUGAAGCUUGCUGGAUUCUUACGGGCAAGAUACAACAGAAUGGGUUCCAGUCAACAAUUUUCUCUUAGAUGGAAUAAUUAUUUAAAACAUAUUACAUGUGCUUUUGAUACGUUAAGAACGGAUGAAGAUCUCGUUGAUGUUACAUUAAGCUGUGAAGGCAAGCGGAUCAGAGCACACAAAAUGCUCUUAUCAGCAUGUAGCACAUAUUUCAGAGAUCUUUUUAAGGAAAACCCAUGUCAACAUCCAGUUAUAAUAUUCCGUAAUGUAAAAUUUGAUGACUUAGCAGCCUUGGUUGAUUUUAUGUAUCAAGGUGAAGUUAACGUCGUUCAAGAACAACUUGCUAGCUUCUUAACAACAGCAGAGUUGUUGGCAGUUCAAGGCCUCACUGAUGGUACAGGGAAGGAUAACGAUGGUUUAGUUGAGGAUGAUUUAGAAAUUCCCAAUGAACCAGAAAUACAAUUACAGAAUUCUUCUAUAAAAUCUACAAUUGAUGCCAAAAGAAGUAAGUCACCUUCUUCACCCAUGCCAUAUCAUGCAGUUGAGUUGCAAACUGAAACUCCACCUACAAAAAGACGAAAAUGUCGUGAUAACACGAAUACGAAUGCGGAUAAAACAGUCAGCAAUGCAUUAUCUGGAAAAGACUCAGAAAAUAAGAUAUCAGAUAAUCAAACAAUACCUGGUUCAGAUCCUGUUGAAAUAAUUCCUUUGAUGCCAAAUCUAAAGCUAGAAAUGCCUGAAUAUUUGGAACAAGAUGGUAGUAGUUGCAGUUAUGAAGAACAAAGUAUAGGAGAUAGUUCAUUGAACAAAAUUGGAAUAGAAGAUACACCAUCUAACACACCUGAUCAUGAUCAGAAACCAGACAUUACUCAAACUUUUUAUACGAGUAGUCAAUCUGUUUCUGAUAGUUUGGAUAGUAAACAUCAGUCAGCAGAUGUUGGACAUCUAUUGUCAAAACCCAGUACUUCCGGAGAAAGGCUAGCACAGGAAGCAGUACAGGAACCAAAGCACGAAGCGCCUCCUUAUGGGAAUCAGCAACAAGCGAUCCUCGUUUGUCAGGAGGGUGUCAGGAGGCGUUCAAAGCCUCUACAUGACGAAAGCGGUCGUUGGGUGUGCGAUGUCUGCGGCCGUACCUACAAUCGUGGAGACUCUCUUGCGCAUCAUCGGAGUAUACAUAGGGGUGACACCAUCUGUCCUAUCUGUCAGGCUGUCUUCACGAGGAAGUAUACGAUGCGCUGCCAUAUGGUGAAUGUACACGGAGUGAAGUAAUCGAGGUGUACCUGCGAUUAUUCAAGACGCGAUUUUUUCGAGCUUACGGACACGUAUAUGCAUAUAUAUAGUUUAUACUGUACCAUUAUGUGUGUAUAGUGUAUACUAUACUAUGUUUGUAAUGUAUAGUUACGUAUAUAUAUAUAUACUAAAUACUAUAUGUAUUGUAUAUUUGUUCCUUUAAGUAUACAAUACAUAUAGUAUAUAGUAUACAAUUAAUACGAAUAUACUAUAUUAUAUUUAUAGUAUAUAUUUAAUAAUCAAUAUUGUGCUGUAUACAUAUCUGUAUGUUAUUUAUAUAGUACGUUUAAAAAUUGAUAACGUAUACUAUACUAUGCAUUAAUUAUACAUAGUAUAUUUUAAUUAUACGUGUGCGUCUAGCUGUAAGCUUACGUGCGUAAGAUCAAGAGGGACGAGAGCAUCCGCGUGUGAAAAUGUUAUUGAUUUCAAAAAAAAAAAAAAAAAAAAAAAAAAAAAAUUAGAAAGGAGAGCGAGGGGAAAAUUAGGAAAUCUUUUUCUCUUCUUCUUCUUCUUAUUCUUUUCUUCUCUUUUUUUAUUCUAUCGCUCCUCUUUAUACGUCGUGCGUUGCUUCUGUGUAUAGCCUAGUUAGUAUAAUCUUCAUCUAUGUAUAAUGUGAUCCGAUUCGACGACCUCGAUGGUAUGAUUAUAGUGUUAUAUUCUUCUAAUAGGAAAAUAAAAUAUUUCUUGACAAUAAGAAAUUCAAUCGAAUAGCUCUUCAAAUGUGAUUAGAAAUAAUUUUAGAACGAUAUUAAACUGAUUUAAAUUGUCGUACAGUAACUCCUUCGAAUUUUUAAAUUUAUAUGUUCAAUCUUCAUAAUGAAAAAUGUUUCUAUAUUAGAAAUAGAAACAUCUAAAGGAUUUGAGAUUCAUGAUCUUGUGAUCAAAAUUUAGAUCAUUAGAUUUUUGUUUGUUUAUGUUUUCUUUUCCUUUUCUCUUUUUCUUGUUUCUUUUUUUUUUUUUCUUUUUUAUUAACAGGAAAGUUUAAGGUUUCUUUCCACGUACUGCCAAUACGAUGUUCUUGCCAUUUUUUCAUUUGAUUUUGUUAUUAAAAAUUUGUCACAUAAUAUAUAUUAAACAAAUACUUCACAUGAGAUUCUCCUGCGUACUUUGUUAAAUAUUAUUCCAUAGGAGUGUACGUCGUUUCGAGAUCAGACUAUAAGUUCGAUCACCGAACUGAAGUUUGCAAGUGUUUGAUAAUAAUUAUAUAUUAUCAUUAUUGUAAUUAAGUAAGAUAGAAAACUUAUAUAUAAUUUACUUAGGACAAAAGAAAUAGUCUCUGCAAAUAUUCCUACAGUUCGCGUGAUUAUUUUAUUAUUGUAGUUAUUAUUAUUAUUGCCAUUAUUAUUAUCAUUAUUAUUAUUAUUAUUAUUAUUAUUAUUAUUAUUAUUAUUAUUAUUAUUAUUAUUAUUAUUAUUAUGUUUUACUUAUUGAUGUAAUUGUGAAUGUAUAAUUUUUAAUAGUAAUUUCAUAGAUUUUUAAGCAGUAAUAUCCUAUCGGCUGCAAGCCAUUUCUUUAUUUUUUUUUCUUUUUUUUUUUUUUUUUUAUUUCGAUAUUAAUUAUUUACUUUUAUUGCUAUAUUAUACGAUCGAAAACUAUGCCAUAUAUAUACACACGCACACACAAAUAGUAUAUACUUGAUUGUGAAGGAACACCGUUUAUGCUUAAAGCACAAACACAUUGUCUUUUGAUUUUUUUUUAAUCAAGUUUUUAUUAUAAAUAUUCUUAUACAAAGUUAAGUAAUUUUUUCCGAUAUAUUUACAAAAUUUUUUGAUAAAUUACUCAAUCAUACAACUCAAUUUUAAUUUGAUUUAAUUUAACGCGAUUUAUCUAUUUCUAAGACCAUCAUUAUUCGAAUGUAGAGUUUAUAUACAAAGACUGCUAAUAAGUUUAAUAUUGCUGAGUUUAGUUGUAAACGAAGUCAUUCCAUAAUUUGUAUCAUUUUAUAUAUGUUUUUCUAUAUUAUUUCUUUAGUCGUUUCAAUAAAUCCAUACUUAUCUUACUACUUUUA
This is a messenger RNA of Vespa velutina, 3755 nucleotides long. Its product is annotated as protein bric-a-brac 2-like. The transcript is spliced from 6 exons. Gene Ontology annotation, cellular component: nucleus. Gene Ontology annotation, molecular function: protein binding. Bases 500 to 1726 code for a protein of 408 amino acids. The record is from RefSeq and is a predicted model, not a curated record. Gene Ontology annotation, biological process: regulation of transcription by RNA polymerase II. NCBI's taxonomy places the organism in Eukaryota, Metazoa, Arthropoda, Insecta, Hymenoptera, Vespidae.